This is a messenger RNA of Apis mellifera (honey bee), 4017 nucleotides long. RefSeq lists its product as uncharacterized. NCBI's taxonomy places the organism in Eukaryota, Metazoa, Arthropoda, Insecta, Hymenoptera, Apidae. Gene Ontology annotation, molecular function: biotin binding. Bases 1941 to 3827 code for a protein of 628 amino acids. The transcript has 4 exons. The record is from RefSeq and is a predicted model, not a curated record.
AAGAUCAAAUUGUUCGAAGAAAUAUUUAAUUAAUUUCAAUCAAUGUGAGAAGUAAAGAAAGGGAAAUAAAUAUACAUCACGUGUGUUAUACGUGGAUUUAAAAAGAUCGAUGUGAUUCUAUAUGUCGAGGCGAUUUUCAUAAAUAAAAUGUGAGGUGGAAAAUCAAUAUAAGUUCAUUUCCGUGUUAUUAAUGCAAAGUGGCCGCGUGUACGACAUUCAUACGUAAUAUCUGACUAAUUGAGGCCGACGCGUGUACUUGGCCAUCCUCCAAGUCGCUUUGAUCGGCUCUGUUCGGCUUGUACACGCGUGUACACGCAUAUACACGCAUUAUAUAUAUAUUAUAUAUACACGGAUAUGUUCUUUAGAUUUCGAUUAUGCGAUUCGAAAGGAGGAAACGGAUGGAAUCGAGCUGGUCCUCCUUUUCUAGGAGGAAUGGAUUUUAGAGGAAGGGGGAGGAUUAAUGGGAAAUUAUAUUCGAUACGGUGUGAAGGUGAGUUCUAUAGGAUGGGGAUAAGAUGACAAAAGUUGGUCGUCGAGAAGAAACGAGCAUCGAAAGCCGCGCGAGCGCUUUCUGCGAACCUUUCUCGGGGAUAUGUCAACGUGUCGAAAGAACUGAGCUUGAACAGCCAUUUUUUUAUUACAUUUUAUAUCGAGGAUAUUAUUGGUUGGAAAAGUUGACACGGAGAAAAGUUGAAAUUGAAGGAUUGAACUGACAUGAUUCCACGCGGUGAAGUACGAGCUUGAAACGUCCCAUCUUGCGAGUAUUGCCGAUUCAAUGGCACCAGCACCAAUCAUUCGACCGAUCUACCUCGUGGAGGAAUGCUGCUAACUUUAUUCAGGUAUGCAAUAAUUUUAAAGGGAAUAAAAUUUAAUCAUAUUGUUUACCGAUUUCCGUCUCGUUCACGAGAAUUAUACGUUGAGACGGAUAUGCGAAAUACCGAUACAAUAUCUUUUAUUAGCGAGAGAUAGGAAUCAAAAAAAAAAAAAUAAAAAAGACACACACACAAAAAAAGAACAAAAAAAAACAGGUUGACCAUGAUCGUUCCGCUACUAAUCCCCGUUUGCGUCGAAACCAAUGCCGAGAAAUUAUCGUUCGUACCGUCAGAGGAGAAGAAAGUAGCGGCCGGCGUGCCGCAUCGACGGACCGUUACAUUUUUCAAAGGAAACGAGAAAUCUAUUCGAGAUGAGGAUAGGAAUCCGAUGCUACAGAAAAGGCAAUUGAGCAAGAACAAUCGAUACUUCAACGAACAGAAUUUGAGAAUGCACCGCGGUAUCGUCUCCGACCCGUUGGAUUAUAGAAUCCCUAGAUCGGAUAUCGAAGGGACCGGUGGAUUGGCCCACAAAAUGGCCAAGGACGCGCUCAAAUCGCCCAAGGUGCAAGAGACGAUAAGGAAACUUUCGCGCGUUUCGCCCCCGGGCCAUCUCCAGGCGACGGUGAAGAUACCAAUGACCAAGGGUAACAGCGGUAACUCGAAGGCGAGCGAAGACAAGAGAAAUCGAAAGGGGGUGAGGCACAAGGGGCGAAAGAAGAAGAAGAAAAAAAGGCAUCAUAGAAGAUACAUGAAACAACCUACUCAGAUAAAGAGGGGAUCCCCUAAGGUAGGUAAGCUUCGUUCUGCAAUUCUCACUAAUUUUCUAUUCCUCCCCAACUGGUAAAUUUUUACUACGCAUGUGGAUAAACGUAUGUAAAAUGUAUCUUUACUCAGAGAACGUUGGACAGCAAUGGGGACAUUAACACGUUAACAAAGCGAUCAAAGCGAAGGGUGAAACACGCUACGAUUAAACGUAGUCCAGAUAAUCUCGAUGAUAGAUCACGCGAAAACACGUCCAACUCAGAGUCGAGGGACGCUGAAGUCACCGCUGUUCACGUAGACGACAGCGAUUACGUUGAUUUCUCCUCGUCCCCGAAUAUCGAGACGACCGAAUCCAUUUUUGUAGAUAUGCAAAAUGACGAGAAAUUGCGAAAUCACGGGAGCGAAAAGAUGAUCGAACGUUUGAUGCGGACCACGACCAAGAAUCCGUGGAAAGAGAAAUCAGGGGACCAAGGGGUCGAGUAUUCGGAUUACUAUAGCGACGACGAAGUACUCCAAGACGUCGCCGCGAAUAAAAUUUUGCCGCAACUGAUCGGCUCGAGAGAUCCUUACGAUCGAUUAACACGACAGACGUUGAAUUUCACGUCGUAUCGUGACUGCAGCCGUCCGUCGUUCGAUAGAAACGUAUUGCAACCGUAUUAUCCGGAUUACGAUACUCGUAGUAGAAAGUAUCGUGGUUUCAAGAACGACUAUGUCAAUUCUCUUAAUAAUUUUCAGAAUUAUCCGACAAAUGACCGUAUCGCGACAUUAAAUCGGAAUUCUCGAGUACUCGGACCGGAUGAGGCCACGUUCAAUUACGCGCCCAAUUACGGAGUUUUGGACUAUCGAAGUCAAAAUUAUGACACCUCGUAUCCCGCGCCCAACGUUCCCGCGGAAGUCCCGGAAGAUCCGCAAGUGUUCGAAGGGAACAACGUUUCCGAGUUGUCGAAUAAUUACGAAACCUUCGAAGAUCCGAACAAGCCAGACGGUGGUGUGCGACAGCCCGUCGUCGAAUCCCAGAAUCCAGACCAAUUCGAAUACUCGAACAGUCAAUACGAAAUCCCUGGUGAACAGUAUCAAAGUUUGAGCACCAACAUGCCCCAAAAUUUGAACUUGAACGGGGCCGUGGAACCGUUGAUCCAGCCUCAAUACUUGAACAAUUAUCAGAUAGACAGCAACCCGCUAGGUGGGAAUUUCGAUCAGACAAGUAUAAUGAGCCAAGCCGAAAGUAUGAGAAUUCCAAACGCGGACACUUACUUCCCGAUCCAAUUUUACAAUAAUCAACAGGAUAGCCAGGAAAAUCAGAUAGGGAGUCAGGAUAAAAGCAUGGACAACUACGCGUUGCAAUCGACAUUUUACAAUCGUCCAUCUGUCAAUCUUCCCAACGCCAUGGAUCAACCGUUGGGCAAGAUUCUCGAAUCCCUUGGGAUCAACGUUAACGGGGGUCAAAAUAAUAACAACAAGGAGAUGAACAUGAACGAGAACAGACAAAUAUUGCCUUAUUCCAACAACGAUCGCACGUUGGACGUGAUAAAUUUCAUAAGGAAGAGACCGUACGACGAGUCGACUGGUUACGGGGACAGUAAUUUCAGAGGUUUGGACUAUCAAUCCUUUUCGAAGAACAAUGUGAAGGAGGACCAAAGGCAAUCAUCAUUGAAUCAAAAUUAUUCAUUCGGAAAGGAAAAUGUGGACCGUGAUCAUACGAAUAUUACAGGCGCUGUGAGGGACACGAAACAAGUUGCCAACGAAAUACUUGACACCAUAAUGGAGGAGCUGGAGGAUCUGAAGGACGAUCGGAUGAAGAACAACAAGAACAGAGAAGGCUUACCUUGCCGUUUGUCAGGGUCCUGGUCAACAACUCAGGCCGGAGUGAAACUGGAUAUGAGGGUCGUGAAUCGUACUAUAGUCGUGACACUUUCCAACUUCACGUCAUCCCGUUUACAAGAAAGUUUGUUGAAUGAAACGUGGAACGUCUCUGGUCACGUCCCAUUCAAACGUGGCUUGCCAUUCACCCUCAUCGCCACCCAUAAUUAUACCAAUUCUAUUGCCGUGUUUGUCGGUGCCUGCAGAGUUUGUCAAGGUAUCGACACUAUAGCAGGGGUAUGGUCCGUCGCCCGACAACCGAAGGAUUGCAAGGAUUUACAGGCAGCCACGAGUGUGUUCAAUGAUAUUUUCCGUAAAACGCAAUUGUCCAGUUUGAAAGAAGGCGAAAACACUGAUAAUGCGACAUUGAAGCAUAACAAGACGAAGAGUUAAGGAAUAAUUGCCUCCUGAAAAAUCCGUAUGACGCGGAAUACUUAAUGAAACAAGAACGAGAGAAAAAAAAAAAUGUUGGAAUUCGAGAGAUGGAACUACAUGAUAGAGGAAAAAAAAAAGAAAAAAUGAAAAAAAAAAAAAAAAAAAAAAAGAAAAAAUGAAAAAAAAAAAAACAUAAAGACGCAGAUAA